Messenger RNA from Rhipicephalus sanguineus (brown dog tick), 1040 nucleotides. RefSeq lists its product as uncharacterized. The transcript has a single exon. The record is from RefSeq and is a predicted model, not a curated record. Lineage: Eukaryota; Metazoa; Arthropoda; Arachnida; Ixodida; Ixodidae. The coding region runs from base 123 to 1040 and encodes 305 amino acids.
GUGGUAUCUCAGGCCAGUGCAAGCAUGCAGCGGCAGUGGUUACGUUCGUCAACAAGGAAGACACCUCGACAAAGACGUCUGUCGAGAACGUAUGGAAGAGGCCAUCUGCCAAGCAGCUGGGAAUGUACAACAAGGAAGUCUUGUUCUCCGAGAUGUACCCUCCUAAACCCCCAGAUCAGAAGCUGGUGAGGCAACCCGUGCCCAGAGCCAUCAUCGACUCAAACUGCCCUUUGGGCAUCAUGCUACGCCAAGAGCAAGAAAUAGCCGAAAACCUGGCUCAUUUGGACAAGGUGCUCGGACGGCUAGGACAGCCGAGCAAUAUAUUUGGAGCAGAAAGCACCCCAGUCGAAGAAGUAAGCGAUGACUUUCUUCUCAAGGUCGUGGUCACUGAGGAAGAACGCAAUGACAUCGCUAAGCAGACAAUUCUGCAAAGUGGAUGCCCGCAGUGGCAUUGUGCGCGGGCUUUGAGAAUUUCUGCCAGCUCCAAAGCUCACCGUAUCAAGAUACGUCAAGCGGACUUCGAGAGCUUGGCACAACAACUUGUUACGCCGCGAUCUUUCAAAAGCGCUGCAUGCGCAUAUGGAAUAUCAAUGGAACCAGUUGCACGAAAAGAAUACGAGUCCAAAACGGGCCGCAAGGUGAUUCAAGUCGGACUUGUGAUCAGCACUUCGCAGCCGUGGCUGUGCUGCAGUCCCGAUGGCUUGAUUGAUGAAGAAGGAAUCCGCUUGCUGGAGAUCAAGUCCCCUUACAGGUGCGAGUCACGGCCUGUAGUUGACCGCGAUAUCAACGUCGACUAUCUCCACUUCAAUGGAAAAAACCUGCAACUACGAGAAAGUCACCCCUACUACACACAGGUUCAAAUAAGCAUGUAUGUAGUAGGUGCGAGCAGAUGCGACUUCUACGUGUACUCGCCAAAGGGGUCAAAAUGUAUGGAAGUAAGAAGGGACGAUUCCUUUCUGGAAGAAGUCGUGCCAGAAUUGGAGUGGUUUUUUUUUAGGCACUACUUCCCUGCUGCGCUGAGGCAGCAAAGUUUGUGUUAA